This is a messenger RNA of Colossoma macropomum (tambaqui), 1235 nucleotides long. RefSeq names its product stanniocalcin 1, like (gene stc1l). The transcript is spliced from 4 exons. Lineage: Eukaryota; Metazoa; Chordata; Actinopteri; Characiformes; Serrasalmidae. Gene Ontology annotation, biological process: intracellular calcium ion homeostasis. The record is from RefSeq and is a predicted model, not a curated record. Bases 78 to 842 code for a protein of 254 amino acids. Gene Ontology annotation, cellular component: extracellular region. Gene Ontology annotation, molecular function: hormone activity.
UCCAUCCACCUAAAACAAGAAGAGGGUUACCAUUAAAGCUUCAACAAGGGCCGCAACACUUGGUCACAGCUGUAAAAAUGCUCCUAAAAAGUGGAUUUCUUGUGUUCUUUGUCCUGGCUGUGUCUGCCUUUGAAACAGACAAGCAUGAACCUGAACUGAGACGAACUCGUUUCUCAGCCAGCAGUCCAUCUGAAGUGGCCCGCUGUCUGAGCAGUGCUCUGCAAGUGGGCUGUAGUGCAUUUGCCUGCUUGGAAAAUUCUACCUGUGAUACUGAUGGUAUGCAUGACAUCUGCAACGUCUUUAUCAAUACAGCAACAGUUUUCAACACAGAGGGCAAGACCUUCGUCAAGGAGAGCAUUAAGUGCAUUACCAAAGGCAUCACCUCCAAGGUUUAUCAGACCAUCCGUCGCUGUGCCACCUUCCAAAAAAUGAUUACUGAGGUGCAAGAGGAAUGCUACAGCAAGCUGGGCAUCUGUGGAAUGGCCCGCUCCAACCCUGAUGCUAUUGGAGAAGUUGUCCAGGUGCCCAGACAUUUUCCAAACAGGUACUACAGUACCCUGCUGCAGAGCUUGAUGAAGUGUGAGGAGGAAAUAGUGGGGGUAGUUCGGUCAGGGUUGGUGGCAAGACUGGGCCCUGACAUGGACACCCUUUUCCAGCUGCUGCAAAAGAACCUAUGCCCCAUGGAUUUUGGUACUGGCCACGCUGGGACAGAUAGCCAGGAGAGUUUUCGCUGGCCCCUGGGACCUCCCAUGUUCAAGAUCCAACCCAGUAUGCGCAACAGAGAUCCAAAUCAUCUCUUUGCCAAGAAACGUUCAGUUGAAGAUAGAACACCGAUCCAAUAAGAUGCUGAAAAUGUUAACACAUUCAUGUAACCACAAAGUCAAUGCAUUUGGUGAUAUUCUGUGAUAUAUUUUGUGAUGUUUUAUGGCAUUACUUCAUAUAUUGAUUGUUCAUUAUGCUUUUAAAUUAAACUAAAAGUUUAGCUGUGAAAAUGUGUUAAUAUAUGAUAGCUCAUAGUUGAAUAAAGAGUCUGUAUUUUCAUUGACACUGGAUAUUGAUAUGGAUUGAACAUCCAUUGUCUAACUAAGGACUUAGUACUGUUUGUUUGUUUUUUUUUUUGUUAAUUGAAAUUGAAGUCAGAGGUAGCUUAUUCCUUAUGCUGGUCAUAGGAAAUAUAAUGGCAUUGUUAACACAGGCUGUUGAUUUACGUACAUUAAUAAAUAUUUAAAUGGUUA